GCGGCGCUUGAGUGUCGCUCCCUUCUUGAAGGCGUUGCUGUUGAAGAACCUCGUCGUCCAUGUAAUGUCAUGAGAUAGUUGGUGCGGAUAUGGUCAUUGCUGUAGUUUGCCGACCACAUAUCUGAUCGCUUUUGGGUUUUUUUUUCUUUUUUCUCGCCUACACAUAGCUUUGGUCUUAUAUGACUUUGCUAUUUGCCAGCAUGUUUUCGCGUUUGUGUUGGCUGUGUGCAUCCUAGCUAUGCAGAGGCCGGGUGUGUGCUCAUUGUGUUAUGUAUCUUCUUGAUGCUUCAUUUUGAGCAAAUAAAAUCCACCCUUUAUCGAAAAAAAAUAUGCAUGAGUAUAAUUGCAUUUCACAAACAAAAAAGGUUCGGCAUAAUUGCAGCGAACUUAAAUAUGUUUGGACCGCACUUAUCAACUCUUCAAAUAGAAUGGAGGAUGUGGUGGCAAACAAAAAAAAUGUCAUCUCAAAACAUUCUUCCUCCAUCCGAAAAUUUUUGGCCCUCAAAUAAAUGUAUCUAGCAUCAAGUUAGUGUGAGAUACAUCUAUUUGAGAGACAAGUUUGGGACAAGCUUUCUCGGACGUAGGGAGUACCAGCUAUCUUUGUUGACACUCGGGAGAUAUUAGUUCGCACAUCUUGGAUGAACCUGAGAGUAGUUACUUCAGCUUACAAAUAGCCUCCUCAAAUUAGCUUCUCCGUUUAUUUAUUGAUAAAGGAAUUGGAAAUCUUUUGCACCGGCGUGUAGAAGUAGAACUGAACAUGCCUCCUCGUUUGUUAAGCCGGAGUUUUAAGUGUGUCUCUGCCUUGCGUCACCAUCAAUCAAACGCUCGUGGCUUGUCUACUAGCUAUCUUGCUGGUCAAGCGAAUCCGAUGCAAUUUACUACUCGAUCCUGGAUAUAUUAUUGUUUCCUUGAAACCCGCUGUACGAACGUCCAAAAACUUCACCAGAAGCUGAUAGAGACACUACGCGUCAAAUGAACCUCACCAGACAAAUUAUGUCAGCUGAUAGUUACAAGCUAUCGGCAAAGACCAAUUUGCGUUAUAAAUAUCAGGCCAUGCGCGCGGCAACAGACAUCCAACACAAAACCAAACAAAUUUUACACAAGAAAUGGAGAGCACUCAGAGCAGCAAGAGCAACAGCGUGAGGAACCAUUUCAUCCUGGUUCACGGCCUCUGCCACGGGGCGUGGUGCUGGUACAAGGUGAUCGUGGCGCUCGAGGCCGCGGGGCACCGCGUCACGGCGGUUGACCUCGCCGCGUCCGGCGCCCACCCAGCGCGCAUCGACGAGGUGCACUCGUUCGAAGAGUACUCUCGGCCGCUGCUCGACGCGGUGGCCGCGGCUCCUGAAGGUGGCAGCGAGAGGCUGGUCCUGGUCGGGCACAGCCACGGCGGCCUCAGCAUCGCGCUAACAAUGGAGAGGUUCCCCGGCAAGGUCGCCACGGCCGUGUUCGUGGCAGCCGCGAUGCCGUGCGUUGGCAAGCACAUGGGCGUCACAACCGAGGAGUUCAUCAGAAGAACAUCAUCGGAAGGACUACUCAUGGACUGCGAGAUGCUGGCAAUCAACAACAACCAGGGUGUAGGCGUUGCAAUCAUAAUGGGGCCAAACUUCUUAGCUCACAAGGGUUACCAACAAAGUCCACCUGAGGAUUUGGCCCUCGCACAAAUGUUGGUGAGGCCUGGAAACCAGUUCGUGUAUGAUCCAGUGAUGAAGGACGCAGGGCUGCUCACCAAAGGCAACUAUGGGUCGGUGAAGAAGCUAUACGUGGUUGCCAAGGCGGAUGUCUCCAGCACCGAGGAGAUGCAACGCUGGAUGGUGGUUCUGAGCCCUGGCACGGAAGUCGAGGAGAUCGCAGGAGCUGACCACGCCAUCAUGAUCUCCAAGCCCAAGGAGCUAUGUGAUGUCCUAGUCAAGAUAGCGAAUAGCUUAAAUAUUUACUAAAUUGGAACAAAAAUGACUUUAUUUGAAAUAAAUUCAUGUAUCAUGUGUGUAAAUCUCUAGAGAUGUAUGUAUGAUAUAAAUUU
Molecule: messenger RNA, 2020 nt
Organism: Aegilops tauschii subsp. strangulata
Lineage: Eukaryota; Viridiplantae; Streptophyta; Magnoliopsida; Poales; Poaceae
Product: esterase PIR7B-like
Biological process (GO): jasmonic acid metabolic process; salicylic acid metabolic process
Molecular function (GO): methyl salicylate esterase activity; methyl indole-3-acetate esterase activity; methyl jasmonate esterase activity
Source: RefSeq, a predicted model, not a curated record